CCCGAAGCGGUCGGGAAAGCUCAAGCGUGGCAGGGGCCGGGCCGGGCAAAGCGGAGGAGGCGGGUCUCCAUAGAAACCUUCACCUGUUUCCGGCCAGGCUGGGCGAGCUUAGGGGCUGCUGCCGGGGCCAAUCUACGCCAGCUCGUCUCUUCCCGACGGCCCGUGCGGGAGCGCUGGGGGUUGUACACAAUCAUCAUGGCGGCGGCCGGGGCCCCGGAUGGCAUGGAGGAAGCUGGCAUGGACACGGGGGCCGAGACCGUGGCCACCGACGAGUCCACGCGGCCCCUGAACUGCGUGGAGGCCGAUGCCGUGGUGGGGACGGCGGCAGCGGCGGCCGAGGACUCCUGCGCCGCGCAAGGCAGCCUGCAGCCGGCCCCGGCCCAGCCCCCUGGGGACCCCGCGGCGCAGGCCUCGGUCAGCAACGGCGAGGACGCGGGCGGCGGCGCGGGCCAGGAGCUGGUGGACCUGAAGAUCAUCUGGAACAAGACCAAGCACGACGUGAAGUUCCCGCUGGACAGCACGGGCUCCGAGCUGAAGCAGAAGAUCCACUCCAUUACAGGUCUCCCACCUGCCAUGCAGAAAGUCAUGUAUAAGGGACUUGUCCCCGAGGAUAAGACGUUGAGAGAAAUCAAAGUGACCAGUGGAGCCAAGAUCAUGGUGGUUGGCUCCACGAUCAAUGAUGUCUUAGCGGUCAACACGCCCAAAGACGCUGCGCAGCAGGACGCGAAGGCGGACGAGAACAGGAAGGAGCCCCUGUGUAGACAGAAGCAACACAGGAAAGUCCUGGAUAAAGGAAAACCCGAAGAUGUGAUGCCGUCUGUUAAGGGUGCCCAGGAGCGCCUGCCCACGGUCCCCUUGUCUGGCAUGUACAAUAAGUCUGGAGGGAAAGUGAGACUCACCUUUAAGCUAGAACAAGACCAGCUGUGGAUCGGCACAAAAGAGCGGACUGAGAAAUUGCCCAUGGGCUCCAUUAAAAAUGUGGUCAGCGAACCCAUCGAAGGACACGAAGACUACCACAUGAUGGCAUUUCAAUUGGGUCCCACAGAAGCCUCUUACUACUGGGUGUACUGGGUUCCAACUCAAUAUGUGGAUGCAAUCAAAGACACUGUGCUGGGCAAAUGGCAGUAUUUUUGAAAGCACUUUCACCUCUGGCCCAGGAGACUGACCCAAAGGGAAGGACAUUGCCGGGAGAGCCUGCAGCAUCCCUGGAUUGCAGAGUUGUGGAACUUUGUUUCAAACAGACAAAAAAAAAAAUCUCGAUUCGCUCUAAGGUGAUAUGCUGACAGAAGCCAGAGGUGAUGUACUUUCACCAUUAGCUUCCUUUUAACUUAAAAAUCACCGUUCCCUUCCUUGCAGUCAGCUUCAUACCAUUUUAAAGUUAAUAUGGUGGAAAUCAAUAAAUCUUCAUUCAGAACA
Messenger RNA from Ochotona curzoniae (black-lipped pika), 1416 nucleotides. It is a transcript of the gene UBFD1, whose product is annotated as ubiquitin family domain containing 1. The transcript is spliced from 7 exons. The record is from RefSeq and is a predicted model, not a curated record. Gene Ontology annotation, molecular function: RNA binding; cadherin binding. NCBI's taxonomy places the organism in Eukaryota, Metazoa, Chordata, Mammalia, Lagomorpha, Ochotonidae. The coding region runs from base 196 to 1134 and encodes 312 amino acids.